Spizellomyces punctatus DAOM BR117 is the source of this 2118-nucleotide messenger RNA. RefSeq lists its product as uncharacterized. Bases 1 to 2118 code for a protein of 705 amino acids. The transcript is spliced from 21 exons. The record is from RefSeq and is a predicted model, not a curated record. NCBI's taxonomy places the organism in Eukaryota, Fungi, Chytridiomycota, Chytridiomycetes, Spizellomycetales, Spizellomycetaceae. Gene Ontology annotation, molecular function: hydrolase activity, hydrolyzing O-glycosyl compounds. Gene Ontology annotation, biological process: carbohydrate metabolic process.
AUGUCCAGCACUGGGCAAGUGCAGAUGUGUGAUGAACAGACGUGUAAAGAGCGAGAGAGGGGUUAUCUGCCCAUCGAAAAUUAUGGCAUGAUUGGAAACAUGCGGACCAUCGCCAUGUGCGGAACAGACGGCUCCAUCGAUUUCUUCUGCUACCCUAAAUUUGACAGUCCCAGCAUAUUUUUGCGUAUUUUGGACCAGCAUAAGGGUGGUCAUUUUCAUAUUUCGCCAUUAGGUGAAACUCGUCACAAGCAGCAGUAUCUACCCAACAGCAACAUCCUGCAAACACGAUUUCUGUCUGAUCAAGGUGUCCUGCAUGUAACGGAUUACAUGCAUGUUCCCGCUCGCGAACCGCAUCGUAAGCCGCUUUUGCAUUGGCUGAUUCGUCAAGUUGAAUGUAUGCGUGGCAGCUACCCGACAAGAAUCGAGGUGUACCCGGCGUUCGAUUAUGCGCGAGCAAAGCACACCACGGAAAUGGUGGCAGAGGGUGGAGACGCUGGAACACUGCAACACCAUACCGAUGGUUCUGGUUCCGUGACUGGUGCCCAGCGUGUGGUCUUCACUUCUGAGAAUGGUCUACAAAUGGAUUUGCGGCAUGUUGUUCAUUGUAGCGAAUAUGCACUUGGAAUCGACCUGGCAGUGGCCGACGUGAGUCCGGAGGACGAGGUCCGGCCGGGGGAAACACGCAAUGUACCUUCGAUUCGCUGGAACAUUGAUCAGAAGAAAGAGAUGCUGGGACCCGGUGUGUGGGCUGAAGUGGACCUUCGAGAGGGCGAGCGGAUCACAUUUGCUUUUCGAGAGGUGCCUAAACAAACAGAGAAGGACAUGCUAGUAGAUCCACCGAUGAGCAAUGCAUUGAUGGAGAGCUUGUUGAAACAAACUUUUAACUAUUGGACGAGAUGGAUUGCGCAAAGCAAAUUCUCUGGUCGAUGGCGGGAGGUAGUCCAUCGCAGUGCUUUGGCACUAAAAUUGCUCAUAUAUGAGCCGGCGCUGUUGUCGCAGCACCUACCUUUGGUCUUCCAGAAGAGCUUGGAGGUGAAAGAAAUUGGGAUUACCGCCUUUACGAUAUACGCACUGAUUCGCAUCGGGCUCACCGAGGAAGCAGAAGGGUUCAUGAACUAUAUUGAAGCACGAUGUCAAGAGUUGACGCCAGAGGGGGCACUUCAAGUGAUGUACACGAUUGACGGGAAUCAUGAGCUACCAGAAGUUACUCUUGAUCACCUCGAGGGUUAUCGGCAGUCACGCCCAGUUCGAAUCGGCAAUGGCGCAUACGAUCACCUCCAACUUGACAUCUACGGUGAACUGCUCGACUCAGUCUAUCUGUACAAUAAAUAUCGAACUCCUGUUUCCUACGACACCUGGUGCCAAGUUAGACGUCUUGUCAAUUACGUGUGCAAGAACUGGAUGAAGGAGGACAUGAGUAUAUGGGAAGUGCGAGGAAUGAAGAGAAACUUUCUAUACAGCAAGAUUAUGUGCUGGGUGGCGGUUGAUAGAGGCCUACGACUUGCCGAGAAGCGUAGUCUCCCUUGUCCUGACAGGCUACAGUGGCUGGUGACUCGCGACCAGAUCUAUGAGGCCAUUAUGACGAAUGGGUGGUCAGAGAAGCGGAAAUGCUUCAUUCAAUCAUUCGAAGCUCAAGAAGAUGCUACAUUGGAUGCUGCUGUUCUGAUAAUGCCAUUGUGCUUCUUUAUUAGCCCCAGUGAUCCGCGAAUGUUGAGCACAAUUCGGCAAAUUAUGCUGCCACCUGAAAAAGGUGGACUGUUGGCUAACAACCUGGUAUACCGAUAUGACCACCACAUGUUUGAUGACGGACUCUCUGGAGGGGAUGAAGGAAGUUUCAGCAUGUGUAAGUGGGCACAUCAGCAAAUGGCUGCAGGCGCUUGUACGUUUUGGCUGGUUGAGGCUCUCACACGUGCUGGCCAGCAUCAUCCCGAGCUGUUGCAAAGAGCUAUCGUAAUGUUUGAACAGAUGAUUGCAUACGGGAAUCACCUCACACUUUUUAGCGAAGAAAUCGCAAGGAGUGGUGAAAUGCUUGGAAACUUUCCGCAGGCUUUCACUCACAUUGCGCUCAUGAGCGCUGCAUUCAAUUUGGACAGGGUAUUGUCUGGAUAUAAGUUCUAG